GAGGUCCGUGUGGGGCUGUGCGCCGUGUGGAGGACCAUGAGGUCCGUGUGGGGCUGUGCGCCGUGUGGAGGACCAGUCAUGAUGCAUAUCGUGUCGGAUGCUCUCCAGCUCGUGCGUCCCUCUCUGCGCGUCUCGAGCUGUGAGCAUCGCCUGUGACUCAGGCGGCUCCUCAUUGGCUGCCGGGGCGCGGAGCAGGUCGCGCUCCUCGGUGCUGAAGCCGCUGCUCGUCGUGAUGUAAACGGCGAUGAGAGCAGCAGCAGCAGCCAGGAAACAGCAAGAUGGACGAUGAUCAGUUCCAGCUGAGACAGCUGCCUAUCAUACGGUUCCGUCGGACAGGUGAGAGCGCGCGCUCCGAGGACGAUGGAGAGGCCCGAGAACAGGUGGUCCGGAUGGGAGAGCCGACGGAACCGGAGGCGGUGGCUCUCACAGGCGGAGCUCCGGUUCCCCUGGAGUUUGCCAACCCCACUGAUGUGAACUCCUACUCACCUCCCCAGAGCAGCAUCAUCUCAGCCGAGACUGAACAUCAAUCAAACACAUUCAUGGUGGAAGACGCCGUGGAGGCCAUCGGCUUUGGGACGUUUCAGGUGAAACUUUCCAUCCUCACUGGUCUGUACUGGAUGGCCGAUGCCAUGGAGAUGAUGAUCCUCAGCAUCUUGGCCCCUCAGCUCCACUGUGAGUGGAGGCUGCCCGGCCUCCAGGUGGCGCUGCUGACGUCGGCCGUGUUCAUUGGGAUGAUGGUCAGCUCUUGUCUGUGGGGAAACAUCGCGGACAAAUACGGCAGAAAGACAGGCCUGAAGAUGAGCGUGCUGUGGACCAUGUUCUAUGGUGUGAUGAGUGCAUUUGCGCCCGUCUACGGAUGGAUCCUCGUCCUCCGCGCUCUGGUGGGCUUCGGCAUCGGAGGAGCCCCCCAGUCGGUGACCCUGUAUUCUGAGUUCCUGCCGAUGAAGUCCAGAGCGACGUGCAUCCUGCUGAUCGAGAUCUUUUGGGCACUAGGCACUGUGUUUGAGGUCCUGCUCGCCAUCCUGGUGAUGCCCACUCUAGGUUGGCGUUGGCUGCUCGGCCUUUCCACCAUUCCUCUCUUCAUCUUCUCCCUCCUGUGUUUCUGGCUCCCAGAGAGCGCUCGGUACGACGUGCUGAGCGGGAACCAGGACAACGCUCUGGCCACGCUGAGGCGCAUCGCCUCGGAGAACGGAGCCCCGAUGCCGCUGGGCCAGCUGGUUGCUGCCAGACAGGAGGAACGAGGGAAGAUUCAAGAUUUAUUCUCAUCACACUUCCGCUGGACCACCGUCCUGCUGUGGUUCAUUUGGUUUGCCAACGCCUUCUCGUACUACGGGCUGGUGCUGCUCACCACGCAGCUGUUCCAGGAGGGCGGCGCCUGUGGAAGGGCCAAAGGGAACCAGAUGGAGCUGCAAUGCAGCUUGGAGUGUAAAUACCUGAACUCUGACGACUACAAAGACCUGUUGUGGACGACCUUAUCGGAAUUCCCAGGACUGCUGGUGACACUGUGGGCUAUCGAUCGGUUGGGGAGGAGGAAGACCAUGGCGCUGUGUUUCUUCGUCUUCUCUAUGUGCAUCAUCCCGCUGUACGGCUGCGUUGGCAGGACCUCCAUGACGGUGUUGAUCUUCGUGGCCAGAGCGUUCAUCUCAGGCGGAUUCCAGGCAGCCUAUGUGUACACUCCAGAGGUGUACCCAACGGCCAGCAGGGCUCUGGGGCUGGGCAUGAGCAGCGGCAUGGCCAGAGUCGGUGCCCUCAUCACACCUUUUGUUGCCCAGGUGAUGCUGGAGUCCUCCGUCUCCCUGGCUCUCUCCGUGUACUGCUGCUGCUGCCUCCUGGCCGCCGUGGCCUCGUGUGCCCUGCCCAUCGAGACGACCGGCCGGGGCCUGCAGGAGGCCAGCCGCCGCCAGUGGGGCCAGGAGAUGGUGGGCCGGGGGGGAUCCCCGCCUCCAGCUCCGUUUCCCAGGGCUAAGGACACGUCGGCAGGAGAGCGGUGACCACUGUGAGGAAAGAGGCGAGGAGGGGCAAAACCAAAAGAUCGAUCCCAGCUUCGGCGUCCAUCUCCAGUCCGGUGACUCGUCAGUGUAGGCGGCACGAGCACCUCUCAUAUCAUCUUCAACCACCACGGCGGUCACAGCGGGGCCACAUGGGGAAACUGGAAAGACCAAGUGACCUUCACAGUGCAACAUUGAGCAAACACAGGGUGGACGACAUGUGAAACACUCCUGGACAAAUGAGGAUUCCAAUACUUGAAGCAAAGUAUUUGAAUCCUUCUUUUCUCAUGCAAAAGAAGCAACAGCGAAGACAGUAAGUGUUAGCGUCACGUCUUCUCUUCAACGAGCCUUCAAACUAUCCGCUUGGUGUUUGAGAGGCUGUGUCUGUUCCAGAGGGGACAGAAGGAAGUGAAGAAGAGUCUUGUUCACACAACUUGUCUCUUCCAAAAAUGUUGAAGACUCAGACAGACGAGCCACUGAGCUGUGGACAUAUGUUGUGUCAUCCUGGGUCAGGACUCACAUUUCAACAUGGCUGGGAAGAAGAAGCGAGGAUCAUUGUGGAGCAGCUUUAUUCACAAGAACCUCCAUCACAGCGACCAGAGCCGAGUGGCAACAUGCUGGACGUGAACGAUGAUGGGUUAGGGAAAUCUAAGCCGGCUCAAUUUAGUGUUAAAUCAUUUAAAAAUAAUUCCAUUGAUGUUUGAUCUCGUCUCUCGGACGUUGAGCUUGUGCACACACACCUCUCAGCAGGAGGCUCCAGUCGCUCUUUCUGUAAAAACUGUACCUGUGUCGUUGUGGUCGGUGCCUUGUUGUCACACAGGUGAUGUGGAGGCAGACUUUGCCCUGCAGGCGAGGACACGCUCAGCAAAGUUUGGUUUAGAAAUUUAAAAAGAGAGAUUCACCAGUUCAGGUCUGGCAAACCAACUCUUUAGCUGCCAGUGUUUGAUAUAUAUAUAUAUAUA
Messenger RNA from Pseudoliparis swirei, 2950 nucleotides. RefSeq names its product SV2 related protein a (gene svopa). Gene Ontology annotation, cellular component: membrane. The transcript has 17 exons. Gene Ontology annotation, molecular function: transmembrane transporter activity. NCBI's taxonomy places the organism in Eukaryota, Metazoa, Chordata, Actinopteri, Perciformes, Liparidae. Bases 279 to 1991 code for a protein of 570 amino acids. Gene Ontology annotation, biological process: transmembrane transport. The record is from RefSeq and is a predicted model, not a curated record.